Molecule: messenger RNA, 2608 nt
Organism: Condylura cristata (star-nosed mole)
Lineage: Eukaryota; Metazoa; Chordata; Mammalia; Eulipotyphla; Talpidae
Gene: JHY
Product: chromosome unknown open reading frame, human C11orf63
Exons: 8
Coding region: 86-2398 (770 amino acids)
Biological process (GO): axoneme assembly; brain development
Source: RefSeq, a predicted model, not a curated record
UGCUUUCAUGAGCCACGACUGUAAAUAUUCAGCCAACUGCUCCUGUCAACAGGAAGACGACAGCUAACUUUUAUGUUUUUUCAAGAUGAGUCAUAGUAAAUUAGUCCCCAAGUUCUCUAUUCAAUCUCCUGUCCAUCAUAGCAACUUAAAGGUCAAGUCGACAGAACCACCUUCUAAUAAAGAAGACUUGCAAGUGAUUUCAAAAGACUCCUUGGAAUCUGAUUCAGAAAGUGUCACUCAAGGGAUGAAACCCCGGUCCAGACUGGAAGGUCGGAUUCAGAACAAGGACAUGGAAGCUGACAGCUUAGAGGAGGAGAGCCUUGUCCAGGAAAGUCUGAGUGAGACAGAAGAGGAGGCAAGCAGAAAAGCUGCGCAGAGGGCCAGCAAGGACAAUCCCCACAUCCAGGACAAGGGCGCAAAUAUCAGCGGACAACCAACAGAAGACAAAUAUUCAGACCUCCGAUAUGACCCAAACUGGAAGAAUAAAAAGGAAGAGGCCCAGCUAUUGACCAUAGAAGCAUUACCCGAGUCUAUGGAAAGUUCUACAGAAAAUUUGACUCUGGAUCCACUCUACCCUUCCAAGGAGACCUCAAUGGAUCUCUCAGGGGGGAAAGGGGAACAGAAGAACAGCCCUCAGAGUGUGACACCCUUACUUGGCAGUGAAUUUGUAAGCCCGAACUAUGAGCAGAGGGCCCCACACCGCAGUCAGCCAUUUUCAGAGCUGAGUGACAGUGAUCCGGAGAAGUCCAGCAACCUCUCUGGGUACUUGAAGAGUUCAAGUUCACACAAUGAGGUUUUCCUGCCAGGAUCACGUGGUCCUCGGCGAAGAAAGUCCAAGCACUAUUUUGUGGAAAAAAACAAGCUGACUUUGGGUUUACCCACUCCUAAAAUGGACUCUUAUCUCCAACUUCACAACAGAAAAAGGGGGGAAACUCACCUCGAACAGAUCUCCUACCUGGUCAGAGUAAGUGACAAGACGUCCUUUCAGAAUGCCAAAGAGAUGGAAAAUGCUGCCAUCGAUCCUGAAGACAAAUGGCAUCAAAGAGCCCAACAGCUAAAGAGUUACCAAGAACAGUGGUCUCAACAGGAAAGUACAAAAUCAAACAAUGGACUAAGAGGCCAAUCUUCAGAUACAUCCAAUGGCCAGCAACCUUCCAGAAGACGAGACAAGCACAAGAUGCGAAGACGGUAUGAACACUACCAAGAACUCAAGUCCUUGGUGACUGAGGUGCCAGUCAUCAGUCAAGGAAACCAGAAUAACAACCUCGGGCAACAGCAAAGCCAAAAUAAGAUCAUUGAAGCCACUGUGUUGGUGAAUGCCCCAAAUAAUGACAUGCAGUUGUCAAAUGCUCUUAGGAGCCAGGAUCCCAAAGUGACCGAUACAUCUGCUCCACCAAAGCAGACUUUUGACAAGGUGUUAUACAAAAACACUACUGGCUAUCACACAGUUAAUGUCAAUAAAGAACUAGGCCGCAAAGACCAAGAUGAGAAAAGACUUUCCUAUCAGCAGCUGUAUCUUGACACCCUUUCCAAUAAGGACUUGAAUUCCCUUCAUGAACUUUCUAAGAGACAGGUGCACCUGAGACAGAAAGAGACUCAGUCUGUCUCCAAAACAAACAUCAAUGAACCAACUCAACAGAAGAAGCAACCCAAACAGAUUCCUGCAGAGACAAGAUACAAGAACCUAGAGCUACUAUGGAAAUUCCACUCAUCCUCAGACCAACCUGCCAGAGCGUCUCCAGAUUCGCGGCUGGCGGAGAUCAUGGAGCAGCACCAGCAGGCCUUGACGCAGCUGACGGAGGUGCAGCCCAGCAACGGGGCUUCACCCGGCCUCACGUUCCCACCUAUACUUUCAAGGGUUGAAAGUGAGUCCCAACUCAGUUCAGAGAGAAGCCAAAGGAACCAAAUCAAAAUUAGUCGUAGCAAUUCAGAAGGCUAUCUGGUUCAACUGGAAAAAGGAAAAAAGCAUAGGAAAAGAAGCGGCACUAAGAGUUCCAAGCUGAAAGGUUAUCAGAAGAGAGACGUGAAGCUUGGUGGCCUUGGACCUGACCUUGAGUCCAUCAGAGACAAAAUGCAGAAAUUAGUACAGCAAAAGGAAUAUGCAAAACAGGUAAAGGAGUACAACAUGAGGACACGGUCCAUUCUGUCAAAGCCGCAAACCGCAAAAACCGAGAAUAAAUCUGUAAUCCCACGGCAAAAGGCUUUGGAAUAUGCUAAGACGAUACCCAAACCCAAACCAGCAAAUCUGACAGAUUCAACAUCCAAGGCAAAGAAAAACCCAAACUAUGCUGGAAAAGAAGAAACUUUACCAGAAAUCUCACUGCUGGAAAUACUACAGAAUAGACAUGAAAGGGAAAAGCAGGCUGUGGCUGCAUUUAAAGUGCUUCACAUUGUGUAGACAACACUUGCAGAGGGGACCAAACACCUGGCAAUGGAUGUGCAGUAAGGAAAGUCCAUCCAGCCACUCUGCUUGGAGGGGGAUCACCUAGGAUCACCAUCGAAUUGCAGCCCAUGCUCGCCUUGUGUGAGAUUUAAAAUAUGGGCCCUAUUCUACUAUGGAGUCAUCCUUAUUUUCUAGAAAGAAAUUUUAAGUGUUUAUUUUUGAAUC